GCCAACCAUAUCCAUCAUAAUAAUUGGUGCGUUUAUGUAACGCCAUCAUAUAUGCAUUUGCAUCCUGCACCAUAUCUUCAUUUGAAUAGACAUAGAAAUAGCAGUAGUUGAGUAGAAGUAAGAGUAUGGAGGAGGAGAAGAAUUCAAAGAGGGAUGAUAUUUAUGAAGAGGAAAUAGGGAUUUUGAAGGUUCCAGAGCAUUUGGUGAUAGAGAUAUUCAUAAGAGCAAAAGUGAGUGAUUGGGUUGAGAUAUCAUGUGUGAAGAAGCAGUGGGCAUCUGUUUUCCACAGUGAAUGUUUCUGGCAAGCUGCUAUUGCCCACAAAUACCCAUUAGCUGAUCCUGCAAGAACAUGGCCUGGUCCUAUUCCUCCUCCAUGUUCAACCAAGAGGAGAUUCACGGCCAUGUAUAUUAGUGAACUCAUGUUUGCUUCCAGUUAUCACAUUCACAUAGAUGAGAUUGUUGGCCACUGUUAUCUCUUUUUGAAAGAGCAGCUUCAACUUUCUAUUAUGCCUCCUCAUAGUGGAAUACUACAUGGAACCAUGAUUGAUCAGUUUCUUGCUUGUGGCAAGUCGAGAGACGUGGCGGAUGAACUUGCUUCUCUGAUUUGGCUUGCUGUUCUUGACAAUUUGGAGGAAAACCAGCAUACAUUUUGCUUGCUUAAACGCCUUGCCCAUGAAGGGGAUGUUUUUCUCCCCUAUCCUUACACUAGGUCAGUCAAAGUCCAAUGGAGGGUGUUUGAGAAACUUUUUACUGAUUUCCGUGAUUGCUUCAGCCAUGUAGAUUAUUAUGAUAUGGUGGCAUGUGCUAAAAGCAGGUUUCAGCCAAUACCAUCUGUUUGGUUAGGUUACUAACAAAGAAGACAUUCCUCAAAGUAUUCAUUGUAAUCUUUCUACUCAAAAGCCAUAUUCUUUGGGAAAAUCUAUACCUUCAUAUAUGACUAAUUGAAUGUCAAUUUAAAUUCCCAUUAUAGCAAGGUGGUUUAUAUAUUAAGAAUUCGAAUUAUCCUCAGAGGCAGAUCAACCACUUAUUUUUCCCCUGACAGCACGGGUGAUUUAUAUAUCAAGAAUUUAAUUUUUGAUGUA
Lotus japonicus is the source of this 1082-nucleotide messenger RNA. RefSeq lists its product as uncharacterized. The coding region runs from base 126 to 851 and encodes 241 amino acids. The transcript is spliced from 4 exons. The record is from RefSeq and is a predicted model, not a curated record. Gene Ontology annotation, molecular function: protein binding. Lineage: Eukaryota; Viridiplantae; Streptophyta; Magnoliopsida; Fabales; Fabaceae.